This is a messenger RNA of Cetraspora pellucida, 201 nucleotides long. NCBI's taxonomy places the organism in Eukaryota, Fungi, Glomeromycota, Glomeromycetes, Diversisporales, Gigasporaceae. The record is from the annotation of a GenBank genome assembly.
AUGGGAUACCUUUUCGAGAACUCUGGAAGCUUGGAUGUAGAUAUCAUUAUAGGAUUGAUGUUGAGCGAACAUUAUCAGAAGGCCGCUAAAUCAGUCAAUAGUGAGGGUUUUUUUGGACUGGUUUCUUCUUCAGCUAGAGCAUCGGUAUUAAAAAGGACGAAUACAAGGCUUUUGAGAUCUUCCGAAGAUGGUCAUUUUUAA